This is a messenger RNA of Neurospora hispaniola, 1365 nucleotides long. RefSeq lists its product as uncharacterized. NCBI's taxonomy places the organism in Eukaryota, Fungi, Ascomycota, Sordariomycetes, Sordariales, Sordariaceae. The transcript has 7 exons. The record is from RefSeq and is a predicted model, not a curated record. Bases 1 to 1365 code for a protein of 454 amino acids.
AUGGCCCAUGCGGCAGGCACCACGCUUUCCAGGCUGGCACCUUCACCUUCAAACCUGGAAUUUCCCAUAAAGCCCUCCCUCACCUUGGUGUUCCCCCCACUUGAAUUACUUCUCUUCGUCCACCAAACUGCCUUUGCAGUCGUCAAGUGUCGGACAGCAAUCUUCACGCCUGCAAUUCUCAUUGCACAUUCUCGCUCUUUUGCUACAAAGCAUUCGCACCUUUCUUCAAUUCCUUUACUACGAUUCCUCAACAUGGACCCCUCGAACCCUGCCACACCUGCUCAGCAGGCGAUUACCAGCUUGGAGCACUUCCGACAGAUUCAAGCUGCGGAGGAGGCAGCUGCAGAGGCAGCCGCAGCCGCCAAGGGGAACACCACCGCCGCCGACUUCCCGCUCGAUCCGGCCGAGCAAAACUCUGAAGUGAAGUUCGUCCUUGGUCUUCCGAGAGAGAAGAUAGUGAGAAAGGGUUGGGAAGUUAUGGAUUAUGAUUAUAAAGUCCAACGAGGAAUCAUCCACCCUGACGCGUUCUGCCCUGAACUACCCAACUUUAUGACCAGGUGGAGGUUGACCUUGAGCACCUUUCGGAAAUCAAAGGCUGCUUGUUCCGACUUGUUCACCCUCCCGUAUUUGUGGAGGUACACGUGCAAUCCGGUUGCCGAAUUGGAGUUUGGUGGCUCGUACGAGACCAUCAACAACAUCACUACGGUCAGAAAUGCGGCAGGCGAGACCAUCGAAACGCUCAUUAAGCCUCAGAAACGCCUUCUUUCAGAGUUUCUGGACGACGACCUGGCCGCAUUUGCGAAGGCCAAGCGACAGAGAAGGGUUACCGGAUCUUCUUCAACCUUCGGAGCUACAUCUAGUAGCCCUGUCAGCGACGGCAAUGCAGUAGCGACACAGCCGGUUGAGGGUGUAGCUGGCGGAAUUUCGAAGAUAACCAGCCUAUCGCUGGUAACUCCGGAGGCAGUGGCGGCAGAAAACCUGCCAAUGAUCGAUAAGCAACUUGCUCAUCAGCAGAACCAAGAGGGAUCAGGACCUUUUAUUGUCUCCAAUGUCCUCAGCAGCCCUGAGCCCGGUUUCGCCAACUACAGCCCUCUUGACCAGUACCAGGCGCCCCAUCACCAACAGUCAUUGGACGGAGAGUUUGGCUACAACUCGCUGGAUCAGUAUCUGACUGGUCCCGAGCCCGGAGCAGAUGCCGGUCCCUUGAUGUGGGAUCAAGAGCAUCAGCAGCCCGAUGAUUUCAUGGGUUUCUUUGACCUCGACGAAUACAUCUGCCGUUCCCAACCUAUUGCUGGCAGUUCCCGAGACAAUGGUCGCAGUCAAGCUGGCGAGGGAUCUGAAUCUACGGAUCAGUCCAAGAACUAG